Molecule: messenger RNA, 3816 nt
Organism: Cuscuta campestris
Lineage: Eukaryota; Viridiplantae; Streptophyta; Magnoliopsida; Solanales; Convolvulaceae
Source: the annotation of a GenBank genome assembly
GAGUGAAUUCAUAAAUCAACAUGGUAUCAGAGCUCCAAGAUCCUUUUUUCUCUCCUUUCUUGCUGCGUUAAUCAUUAAAAAAAAAAAAUCGGCAGAGCCGAGCUCUCCUACCAGGCCGUGCACAGCCAUGGCGUCUGUCUCUUCUGAUCCUAUGGAUCGUCUCCCUACGGGUCUCAAGUUGUUUGUCCGGAAUCUCCAAUCUCUAACCCCGGUCAAGCUUGAUGACACCAAUUAUCCCUCUUGGUCAGCCACCGUCCGUGCAAAUCUCCUCGCUCAUCGCCUUCUCGGCUAUGUGGAUGGAUCUGAACCGUCUCCUCCGUCUCUUAUUCUUGAUGAGAAGGCUGCAUCACCGGGAAAGGAUGAACCGCCGGUUAUGAAACCAAAUCCGGCCUAUGAAUCCUGGCGUAUUGUUGACGCUCAAAUUCGGGCCUAUCUCCUUGCUAUUGUCUCACCUACGGUUCAGACACAUAUUCAUGCUCUUCCCACCUCGCUUGCAAUUUGGAAUCAUCUAGAACAACGGUACAACUCUCUUUCACGAACUCAUAUAUUUCAGUUGAAGGAGCGUCUCCAUGGUGUUACUAAGGGGACCGAUUCGAUGCAAUCCUAUUUGGACACGGUUCUCACUAUUGUGUCGUCUCUCAAACUGGCUCAUGAAGAAAUCUCUGAACAAGAUAUUAUCCUUUGUGUUCUACGAGGUCUACCGGCCGACUAUGCCUCCCUCAAGCAAAAUAUUCGCACCAAUAUUGCCACCGUCACCUUUAAUCAGAACACUCUAGCGGCCAAGUGCCUCUCUCUAGCCAUGGACUCCUCUUUCCCCCCAUUCUUCUCUUCCACCAUUUCUUUGUCCCUAGUUUUGAUCCUCUGUCUGUCUGGUUUCGAUUUUGCUUAUGCAGCACAACCUAAGAAGGUUAAGAUUGGUCAAGGUUACCGUUUGGUCUCCCUCAGUGAGUUCCCCGACGGUGCCCUUCUGGGCGAGCUUCUUGUCAACAAGCCUAACAGUAUCUACGGCCCUGAUAUUCCUCAUUUGCAGUUCUAUGUGAAACACGAAUCAGAGAAGUCACUGAGGGUUCACAUAACAGACGCAGAGAAGCAGAGAUGGGAAGUCCCAUAUGAGCUUUUGCCGAGGGAAAAGCCUCCAUCUUUGAAGCAAUCAUUCGGCACUGGUCUAAGGAAAAAGCCCGUACCGUUGGGUGUAUCAGAAUAUUCUGGAAACGAGCUCAUCUUUAGCUUUUCCGCUAACCCUUUUAGCUUUGCGGUGAAAAGGAAGUCAAACGGGGACACCCUUUUCAAUUCAAGCUCCGACAGAUCCGACCCGUAUAGCGGUUUGGUGUUCAAGGACCAGUACCUGGAGAUAUCCACCAAAUUGGCAGGGGACGCGUCGCUGUAUGGGCUCGGGGAGAGCACAAAGCCACACGGGAUCAAGCUGCACCCGAAUGACGCUUUUACCCUCUACACCACCGACCAGUCUGCCAUAAAUCUGAAUAUGGAUCUGUACGGGUCCCACCCAAUGUACAUGGACCUCAGGAAUGUGGAUGGAGAUGCCUAUGCCCAUGCGGUCCUCUUGCUGAACAGCAAUGGGAUGGACGUGUCCUACACAGGGACUUCUUUGACAUACAAGGUGAUUGGGGGCGUUUUGGACUUUUACUUCUUCUCAGGCCCCAGUCCUCUUGAUGUUGUUGAUCAGUACACUGCAUUCAUAGGCAGGCCAGCUGCAAUGCCCUACUGGUCCUUCGGGUUCCAUCAAUGUAGAUGGGGUUACCACAACUUAUCUGUACUUGAAGACGUUGUGGACAACUACCAGAAGGCGAAGAUCCCUCUUGAUGUGAUUUGGAACGAUGAUGAUCACAUGGACGGGAAGAAAAUCUUCACACUCAACCCAGUGAACUAUCCCCGCCCCCAAACCCUGGCCUUCCUGUCCAAAAUUCAUGCCCAGGGCAUGAAAUACAUCGUCAUCGUGGACCCCGGGAUCGGCGUCAACAAAAGUUAUGGUGUGUACCAAAGAGGGAUAGCCAAUGACGUUUUCAUCAAGUAUAAGGGCAAGCCGUACGUGGCCCAAGUCUGGCCCGGUGCUGUCAACUUCCCCGACUUCCUCAAUCCAAAAACCGUUCAAUGGUGGGUCGACGAGAUCCAUAGGUUCCAUGAUCUGUUGCCCGUGGAUGGGCUUUGGCUCGACAUGAAUGAAGUUUCCAACUUUUGCACUGGAUUGUGCACCUUACCAGAGGGACGAAUAUGCCCCAAUGGAACCGGUCCGGGUUGGAUAUGCUGUCUUGACUGUAAGAAUGUGACCAAAACCAGAUGGGACGACCCCCCUUACAAGAUAAACGCUUCAGGAAUAGAAGCGCCCAUUGGGUACAAAACCAUAGCCACCAGUGCAGAGCACCACAACGGGGUGUUGGAGUAUGAUGCCCACAGCAUAUACGGUUUCUCCGAGACGGUCGCGACUCACAGAGGACUUGAAUCGCUCGAGUCCAAGAGACCGUUCAUAUUGACCCGUUCCACGUUUGUUGGGUCGGGCCACUAUGCUGCUCAUUGGACUGGGGACAACAAGGCAACUUGGGAGGAUUUGAAGUAUUCGAUCUCAACAAUGUUGGAAUUCGGGAUGUAUGGGGUUCCCAUGGUGGGUUCGGAUAUAUGCGGGUUCUAUCCCCCGCCCACCGAAGAGCUUUGCAACCGUUGGAUCGAACUCGGGGCUUUCUAUCCUUUCUCAAGAGAUCACGCAAACUACUACUCUCCCCGACAAGAGCUCUAUCAGUGGGAGACAGUGGCCGAGUCCGGGCGCAACGCUUUGGGAAUGAGAUAUAGGCUUCUUCCUUACCUCUACACCUUGAACUAUGAAGCGCACACGACGGGUGCCCCCAUUGCAAGGCCUCUGUUCUUUACGUUCCCGAUGUUCACCGAACUAUACGGAUUGAGCACACAGUUCUUGCUGGGGAAGAGCAUCAUGAUCUCUCCGGUGCUCGAACCGGGUAAGACCGAAGUGAACGCCAUGUUCCCACCCGGGACAUGGUACGACAUGUUCAACAUGACGCAGGCCAUUGUCGUCGAGGAACAGACGCAGGAGGUCGUUCUAGACGCGCCCCUGCAUGCCAUCAACGUGCACCUGUACCAGAACGCGAUCGUCCCCAUGCAGCGCGGGGGUCUGAGGACGAAAGAAGCGCGGGACACGCCGUUCACGCUCGUCGUCGCGUUCCCUUUCGGGGCCUCGGCAUCGGACGACGAAGUGCAAGCACUGGGGACGCUGUUCCUCGACGAGGACGAGCUUCCCGAGAUGAAGCUCGGGAACGGCCAAUCGACGCUCGUGAGCUUCUGUGCUACGGCGGGGGGUGGGACGGUGAACGUGUCCUCGGAGGUUCAGGAGGGGGACUACGCGUUGCGCAAGGGGUGGAUCAUAGAGAGGGUGACGGUGUUGGGGGUGAACCCCAUGCGGGAGGGGUUCCGGCUCGAGGUCGACGGGGCGGAGGUUGUCGACACUUCCAAGGUGCGGUUCAGCACGGCGGAACACGCGAAUUACGGGGAGGCGCGGGAAGAGGACGAGGAAGAAGGCGGCCAAAAGAAGAAGAAUGUGAUGCUGGAGAUCAGUGGGUUGGAGUUGCUGGUAGGAAAGAACUUCUGCAUGUCAUGGAAGGUGGGCAUCACAAACUGAAGGAAGAGAGAGAGAGAGAUAGAGAGGGGCCUUUGCUGCUUUUGUUUUUAGAGUGUUAUUCUUCUUCUUCUUCUUCAUGAUGGGUAAAUGAAAAUGGGGUGGGGUGAUCAGAGAGAUUAGCCCAUUCCUUCACAUGUAGAGAGAAGAGAAUUUGAGGUUCUACUUGUGUGUUU